Molecule: messenger RNA, 1029 nt
Organism: Myxozyma melibiosi
Lineage: Eukaryota; Fungi; Ascomycota; Lipomycetes; Lipomycetales; Lipomycetaceae
Exons: 3
Coding region: 293-874 (193 amino acids)
Source: RefSeq, a predicted model, not a curated record
CGGAUCCAGCCACGACUUCCCGAUCGGGCGAGUAAGACAUGUGACCUAAUUUGUGACUUGAUGUGACCCAAGUGACCCCGUGGCCCGGGCAAAAGGUCUCGAAAUUAUUCUGUUCGGUUCGUCCUUCGCCUCGCUGGCAACUCCUCAAAUUCGAAAUUUUUGUUGUCUUCGAGACUUCUUCCUUCUUUCUUCUUUCUUCUUUGCGUCUUCUGCUCUUCCUGCUGCACUUGUGUUGGUAUCUACUUCAAAUCAUCAAGAACCACUUCUCUCUUCUCUCAGCGUCGUCUCGCUUAUGACUGCCAUAUCGGAAUUCUCACUGCCAUCCUCCUCCUCCCGGCGGCGGUCCUCCGUCUCCGUCUCGCCCUACCAGAUCCCCGGCGCGCGCACCCACGCCCACAACAUGACAAUGUCCUCCUCCGCCUCCUCCUCCUCCUCCCUCUCAUUCAAUUCUCCUCCUUCCUCCGUCUCCUCCUCUCUCGGCACAUCCACCCUCUCCCGACGGAUGCUUGCCGCCCGCCGCUUUUCCGAGGGUGAGUCCACCUCCGGCCGGCUGAAAGAGGAGCUCAAGUGCGAAGCCUGCGGAAAGGGCUACAAACACAUCAGCUGCCUCACAAAACACCUCUGGGAACACACCCCGGAAUGGAACAUGACCUCAAAACUGCUAAUGUCAAAGCACCAGCAGGUCCAGCUGCUCGAGGCGGCCUCCAUCCUCGUCUCCAUGACCGAGGAGGACGAGCUGGCGGAGCUGCGGGCACACCACGGCCGCUCGUCGCGCGAGAACUCGGCGGAUGAUAACAUGUACGACGAAGAUGACAUGAUCAUGCGCGACGACGAGAGCGACGACGUCGGUGUCUUUGGAAAGAUGGAGGAAUAGCACACGUCUUUCUCUCUUCUUUUUUACUUUUUGAGCUUUCAAGUCAUUGUGUUUUGUGUUUCUUUUGAGUUGGUAUCUUAUCUAUUUAUUCGUCAUCGUCGUGCGUGCUUUUCUCCCAUCAUCAAUCAUUGUCUAGAAGGAACUGCAAGAUCAAA